AUGUCCACAUCCACAACUCCAUCGCCGGCCAACGACGGCACUCACGAGCCCAAAACUCGCACAACCCCCAAGAAAGGCCAGGACAAGAAACCCUCCAACGAUAAGAACAAUUUCGGCUUCAUCGGCCCCUCGCCAAAGCGCAGACCCCAACGCAUGCGCUGGACGGAAGAAAACGAUAUCAAACUCCUCCUCUUCGGUUUCGACCGGGACGAAAUCAAGGGCUCGGAAUACCAGGGUAUUGCGGAUUCUUUUGUUGAAAAGCCUACGCGGAAGUCGGUGGUGGAGAGGGUGACGAAGUUGAGGACGGAGAGGAAUGGGUUGUUGAGAGAGUUGGGGGUUUGGGAUGUUGAUGAGGAAGGGGGUGGCGGUGGGGCGAGGGAUGAGGGGAGGGAGGAGGGUGACGACGAGGAGGUCGAUGGCGAUGGCGGUAAUAUUGAUGAAGAUGCUGAGGGUCCGGGAAGGCGCUAG
Molecule: messenger RNA, 468 nt
Organism: Recurvomyces mirabilis
Lineage: Eukaryota; Fungi; Ascomycota; Dothideomycetes; Mycosphaerellales; Teratosphaeriaceae
Exons: 1
Coding region: 1-468 (155 amino acids)
Source: RefSeq, a predicted model, not a curated record